UAGAAUUGGCGAUCUUUACCAAAUCACCAAACCUGCAGCGAAGAGAUGACUAGGGACUAUACUGAUACGGUAGUGAAGAGAUGAGACUAAGGUACAUGCUUGUGCAACUUACAGAGCUCUUGCGAAACUACUCCUAAGAAUGAGGAAAUAUGACAUUGCUAGUAAAGUGUUCAAACAUUGCCAAGAGAAUGUGUUGUACAGUGCGUGAGGUGUGUGCCAAGUUCACCUCCAUGCCAUUGUCACUGAGAGUGUGUGAGGAGGAGGUCAAGGCGAGGAUGGGAUUGGUGGAGUGUGUCAACCACAACCUAGUGGAGCCGGCCCUACCAUCAUCUACGAGAAACACGCUUUGGCAUCUCCACCGAGGCAUCAGCACCUGCGGUGCUUUCAUAUUGAUGUUGGUACUGUGUUUCCUGUGUAUAGGUCUUCCUAUAAUAAUUAUACUCUGUGAGAACGGACUACAUAUAGGGUGCACUUUAAUCAAAACUUAGAUCUACCUUGUUUGCGGUUAGAUGACAUACAAACGGAAUAGCUCCACCCCCUCUUACCCAGACACUGCAAAACGUAUAAAAGGCAUGCAAUAAUUCAUGAAUCAUCUCUGACAAUCGACAAAGAGGCAGAAAACUGAAGCAGAUAACUAUGGCAACAACAAAACCAUCAAAGCAGCAGAUCUCAGCAGCUAUAGACACUUUGGCAGAGUGGUUUCCAGAAGAGGCUACCAACUUGAAAAGUAAUCGGGAUGCCAUCAUAUCUUACCAUGAUGGUGAUGCUAAUCCAGCACUGGAAUCCUCACUCAGCCGUGUUGAGAAGAAUGAGGUUGAACUUGCUGUCGAAAUCCCCAAAUUAACGCCUUGCGAAGAAGCCUGUAGUGUUGUGGUUGUGGAUGUGAUUUUUUUUUGCUUUGGCCUGGUCGGGCUGCACGUGUCCAAUCAGGAACGACUAACUCGAGCAAUUAUCCAAGAAAUGGGAGGUGAAACUCUACGUGGUUUGGCACGAGCUAUUCAUGCUUUUAGUACCGCUGACGGUGCCAUCAAUAAAGCGAAAGCCCUCUUCACUCUUGCUGGUCAAAUCUUCAAAGCUGGUGGCUUCAAAGCUGCAUUUAAGGUGAUCAAGAGUGAAAUGAGUUGGUGGGAUUGGGUAAAAACAGGUGUUAUAGCCGUCGCUCAAAUUGUGGCGUGGUUUGCAACCGAUGGUGUCGCAUUUGUUGCAGAAGCAGCACUGACCAUUAUGUCUGCCGAACAACUAAUUGAGGAUGCAGUAAAAGCUGGUCAAGCGUGCUCUCAGUGAAUUGACACUGCAUGGUUUUGCAGAAGUGAAAAAUAAGACAAUAUUAUAGAACACAAUGCAGCUGUGCAUAUAUUAGUAGAUUUUAGCGGCUAUAUUAUUAGUUUAUAUUAUAGGCUUGCAAAUAUUUCUUUUAUAUUGAUAGCGCUAAAUUUCUAAAUUUGAA
Messenger RNA from Halichondria panicea, 1447 nucleotides. RefSeq lists its product as uncharacterized. Lineage: Eukaryota; Metazoa; Porifera; Demospongiae; Suberitida; Halichondriidae. The transcript is spliced from 6 exons. The coding region runs from base 150 to 488 and encodes 112 amino acids. The record is from RefSeq and is a predicted model, not a curated record.